AUGACUGCAACGAUAAUAGAUGGUAAGAAAAUAGCAAAUGAAAUUCAACAAGAACUUAAAAUCGAAACUGAAAAAUGGGUAGCAUCCGGUAACAGGAGACCAAGUUUAGUUGCGAUAUUGGUCGGAGAAGAUCCUGCAAGUUCGACAUAUGUCGCUAAUAAAAUGAAAGCAGCUCAUAAUGUAGGAAUAAAUAGUAGAACCGAAAAAUUUCCACACACUCUUCUUGAGAGUGAACUUUUAAAAAAAAUUGAUGAAUUAAAUAAUGAUGAUAACAUUGACGGAAUAUUAAUUCAGUUACCUUUACCGCAACAUAUGAAUGAAAGACUGAUCUGCAGUGCUGUUACACAUGAAAAAGAUGUCGAUGGAUUUCAUGUCAUGAAUGUUGGACACUUAGUUUUAGGACAGCAAACAUUAGCACCUUGUACACCUGCUGGAGUAAUGGAAUUGCUUAAAAGAUCUGGUAUUAAAACAUUUGGAAAAAAUGCUGUAGUUUGUGGAAGAUCAAAAAAUGUCGGAAUGCCAAUUGCAAUGAUGUUGCAUUCUGAUGGAAAAGAGGGUCAAUAUUCUAUGGACUGCACAACAACGAUUUGCCACAGGUACACACCUAGGGAAGAAUUAGUUCGUUUUGCUAAAACAGCUGACAUAAUAAUAACAGCAACAGGUGUGCCAGGACUUAUAACCAAAGAUAUGGUCAAACCAGGUGUUUGCGUCAUAGAUGUAGGAAUAUCUAGAAUUACUGAUCCAAAGUCUGGAAAAACUAAAUUAGUUGGAGAUGUCGAUUUCGAUGGGGUUAAAGAAUUGGCGGGUCACAUCACCCCCGUUCCAGGUGGAGUUGGUCCGAUGACUGUAACCAUGUUAAUGAAAAAUACGAUAUUAGCGGCUCAAUACCGAGCCAAGAAAAAAAGUACCUGA
Molecule: messenger RNA, 912 nt
Organism: Pediculus humanus corporis (human body louse)
Lineage: Eukaryota; Metazoa; Arthropoda; Insecta; Psocodea; Pediculidae
Product: methylenetetrahydrofolate dehydrogenase, putative
Exons: 4
Coding region: 1-912 (303 amino acids)
Biological process (GO): tetrahydrofolate interconversion
Cellular component (GO): mitochondrion
Molecular function (GO): methylenetetrahydrofolate dehydrogenase (NAD+) activity; methylenetetrahydrofolate dehydrogenase (NADP+) activity; methenyltetrahydrofolate cyclohydrolase activity
Source: RefSeq, a predicted model, not a curated record